Molecule: messenger RNA, 361 nt
Organism: Hydra vulgaris (swiftwater hydra)
Lineage: Eukaryota; Metazoa; Cnidaria; Hydrozoa; Anthoathecata; Hydridae
Source: RefSeq, a predicted model, not a curated record
AGAAAAUGGAGUUACAUAAGGGACAAUGCUUCCAAACAGCAGCUGAAGCACAAGAAUUUAUUGCACAGUUUGCAAAAGCUCAUUGGCAUCCUCUGCGUCAAAGAAAUAGUGUAACAGUUGUGUCUUAUAAUAAGAAAGUUUCCCCUAAUAGCCAGCUCCCAUUAGAAAUCCAGUACCAGUCAUUAAACUGGGAGUGCAAGCAUUCUGGAGCAAUUAAAUCUCGAGGAAAAGGAAAGCGUCAGGUAGUCAUAAUAAAAAUAUUUUUCUUAAACUUAUCUUUGUCUUAUCAUAGUCUAACUCAUAUUUAAAUUUAAUCACAUGUGGUAUUUAAUGUCAUAAUAUGUGAUAAAAUAACCUUAGG